UAGAUGUGCUCUUCAAAAAGGAGAAGUUCACCCCAAACAAACAAAAAUGACAGAUGAAAUGUCUAUGACCCUUACAUGGUUUGCCAAUUAUACCAACUUUUAUUCUGUUUUGAGCGUCUUGUUUUGCUUUCUUGUCAUGGUUAUCUUCAUUCUUAGAUUGAAUAGUGAGAGUUUUAUGUCAUCUUCAGCAACUCACUAUCCUGUAGUAAAGGAACAGUUAAUGGUCAGUCUUCUCAACCCUUUUUGUGUCCAGUUAGAUCACACAAAAUGUAGCUCGCUGAAAGAAGGAUUAUUUCUAACUUUGUCAAUGAAAAAGGCAUCAAAAGUCAAGGUUUUAUGGGGAGUUGAUACCCAGAGAUUUCAAGAAGAACUUCAGUUCACAUCAAUUGAAAUAGCUGACAGAUUUACCAACAACAAAAUCUUUGAUGAGAGGUAUAAACAUGCUGCGGAUUGUGGGAUAAUACAAGAGGUUGAUGGCUAUAGAGAAAUAUAUUUCAAAUGUCCUGGUGAGCUCAGUGAGGAGGUACUAGGGGAGCCGCCCAGGACCUUAUAUCCUGUUGUUGUUGUUUCCCAACUUGAAGAGUGUAAUAUACAACAAGACUCCACAGCUAUUGUCAUACAGUUUACAGUGAUCCACUUGAAGGAUUCUGUUUGCAGUCUGGACUCACAUAUUGUUUACCAGUUUGUGAAAACAAACCACAACAAACUGAUGGGAUUACAGCCAAUAUUUGUGUCCACAACUGAACCAGACAGACCAAACACUAGCAAACGUACUGCAAGAAAUGGCAAAAAUUCAUCUGUGAUAAAUUCUUCUAGUCAGAAUCAUGUACAGUCAAAUGAGAUUGUCAAAGGUGAAGGUCACACCUUGUCUUCAUCAUCGAGUGAGCUGCAGCAUUGUAAAUCUUGUGGGAAAAUCAGGAAACAUGUAGAAAAUAUACCAUCAACUAGAGAGCAUGAGAAAUGUGACUGCAAAGAGAAUGACCUUGAAAAGUUUGACAAUGAAAGGUCAGAUGUCAAGGUCACUGGACAGGAAAAUAUUACCAAGGAAGGUAGUGACGAGGAAAAUGAUGCAAGCAAUGAAAAUAGGAACGAUUUUGAUAGUGUCUCUGAAAUGAAAUCUGGUCAGGUUGAGGAUAUAGCACCUGAGAUAGAGGAGUUAGAAUCUUGUUGUGUGUGUCAGAGUUUGGAAAUAUUUUACACCUUGUUGCCAUGCCGACAUGCCUGUGUGUGUAGCAUGUGUAUUAGGCUCCUGGAUAAGUGUCCAAUAUGUCGGAGCUAUAUUGAGGCAUAUUUUAGAUUACAUAGUAGGGUGAGUGAGCAAGAGUUGAGGGACAGUAUGGAAAGAAGCAAUGCUGGACCUAGGUUAAACAGAUGGCAAGCUCUUAACCGGAGACUGAAUGAAAUGUUUGGUUUUGUUUAACAUUCCUAUUCUUUGUUAUUAUUGAUUUUGUUGUUUUUAUGCCUCCGGCAUCUACUGAUGCAGGAGGAAUGUAGUAAUUGUCCUGUCCAUCCGUUCGUCCGUCCGUACAAGGUUAACCAAAUGGGACCGUUUCGUCUAGCAUCAAUACCCCUUACUAGAAUGACUUGAUACUAAUGCAGAUGUAACCUGUGACCAUUCCUCAUCUUCAGAUAUCACCUGACCUCAGUUUUGACCUUGACCUCAUUUUGGACUUUGGUUGCUUUGUAUGGACCAUCUCUUGGUUUAUAUACACAAAUGGGACCGUUUCGUCUAGCAUCAAUACCGCUUACAAGAAUAAAUUGAUACUAAUACAGAUGUAACCUGUGACCAUUCCUCAUCUUCAAACAUCACCUGACCUCAGUUUGACCUUGACCUCGUUUUGGACUUAGGUUGCUUUGUAUCGACAAGGAUACCACCGGGGGCAGGGCUCCGGAAAUUUUGAGAACUCAAUCGGUCGGAAACGAAAAUCAUGACAUCGGCGCUACCCCACCCACCACAUUACCAAUAUACCAUAUUUGUAAAACGUGAUAGAGUAAAGAAAUAAGCAUGUCAGUAAUUAAGAAUGAUUUACCGGUCAUCGCGAGUUACCAUACAAUGAAAACAGUUAUUCAGUGUUACAUGUGAUCGUUACUUUGUUUAAAUUUCGAUGUUUUUCCGAGAAGAUACUUGCAGAGAUAAAAUUGCCGAGGCAUUGACACCGUGUACCUAACUAGUCUAAAAGCCAAUGCACGUGACUUCGGUACCGUAUUCACGGCAGAAACUUUUUGAUGUUUCCUCAUUCUUUGAUGGAAUUUUAUAAAAUACAAUGCGUCAAAGUGAAAUGUUCUCUGCCAAACAUCCUCAGUGUUUUAAGAAUACUCUGUCGGGGACCGAAUGUGUACGUUAUGUGAACGCUGAGAUCGAAUGUCCCCGCAUGUAUAGUACCAAAAGGUCACGCGGGUUGGCCACGGAUAUUUCAUUUCACUGACGUUGUACUUCAGUAAGCAACUACAAUUUAUAAAGUUAUAUGUUCUCUUCUGGUGUAAACAAAAUUUCAUUUUGAAACGUUUUUUUAAAAGACUGAUUUGAUAAAAAGUGCCACUCCGGUUUUCUUUAUCAUUUGUGUUUGCCAGUCCAUUUUUUUUUUCUUUCUUUUUUUUUUUUUUUGUACAGUCGGGUUGCAAAGACGAUUUU
Messenger RNA from Mercenaria mercenaria, 2632 nucleotides. RefSeq lists its product as uncharacterized. NCBI's taxonomy places the organism in Eukaryota, Metazoa, Mollusca, Bivalvia, Venerida, Veneridae. The record is from RefSeq and is a predicted model, not a curated record. The transcript has 6 exons. Bases 47 to 1420 code for a protein of 457 amino acids. Gene Ontology annotation, biological process: negative regulation of cell growth.